AGACUCAGGAUUUCUUCCAAUGAAGACAAAUGAAAAGUAUGCAUAUACACGAAUAGUUUCAUUAUUAAACAUAGCUCGUUCUAACACUGCUAUUUCUGCACUUGUUACUGAAAGAAACUCCGUAAUGGCUUUUAUGCUGGUCGUCCAUCUUAGAUCUAUGAUCUCCUCUUUACUCCGCAUAGUAUUCUUCUCGGUUUUAUUUUCUGCAAAUGCUUCUCUUUCUGCCUCAGCUGAUACCAUUUACGUCGGGCAAUCUCUCACUGGGAGCCAAACUAUUAUCUCCAAAGAAGGCAACUUUGUGCUUGGCUUCUUCUCUCCUGGUAAGACAUCUAACUUCUACAUCGGCAUCUGGUACAAAAAGAUCUCAAAGCAGACUGUGAUUUGGGUAGCAAAUAGAGAAAAGCCAGUGUAUGAUACUUCUUCCGCUGAGUUCAAAUUAUCUAAUAAUGGCCAUCUUGCCCUACUCGACAAUUUAAAAAACUUAAUUUGGUCAUCCAAUUCAACACACCAAGCAUCAAAUUCUACAGCUGCGGCUCUGCUUGACAAUGGAAAUUUGGUAUUAAGGGAUCUUACAAAUAACACUACUGGUGGUAUAAUUUGGCAGAGUUUUGAUCACCCAACUGACACUUACGUGCCUGGAAGUUGGAUUGGCAUGAAUAAAAUAACAGGAGAAUAUCAAACACUCACUUCAUGGAAAAAUUCAGAAGAUCCUUCUCCUGGAUAUUUUUCUGAAACAAUAGAUCCCAGUGGAACAAGCGAGUUUUUCCUUGAAUGGAACAAAUCUAAAAAAUAUUGGCGCAGUGGGCUUUGGAAUGGAAAUUACUUCACGGCUGUUCCAAUACUUCCUGACAUGAAGCCGCAUACUAUUGUCACCGUUAUUUAUGUUGAUAACAAAGAGAGAAGAUACACCAGCUGUUUUUAUCGUGACCCAUCCAGUUCUAAGAUUACAAGACAUGUGAUGGAUGUUAAUGGGCAAAUCAAGCAAUUUGUGUGGGUGGACAAUAUUCAGGAUUGGGUUCUGUUCUUUUCCAGACCAACUUUGAAAUGUGAUGUCUAUUUUCUUUGUGGCCCUUUCGGAAUAUGUGAUGAAAAAAGCUCUUUUGUUUGUAGCUGUGCUCAUGGCUUCCAACCUGCAUCUUUCAGAAACUGGGAAUUGAAUGAUUGGAGCAGUGGCUGUGCAAGGAAGACCAAAAUGCAAUGCAGCGGCAACGUCACUGAUGAUAAAGUAGGAUUUCUUAAAAUGCCCAACAUGUUUCUUCCUUCAAAUCCUGUACAUCUGACUGCCUACAACUUAGAAGAUUGCAGGUCAGUUUGCUUAAGUGAGUGCUUGUGCACUGCUUAUGCUUACAACGGCAGUGGCUGCUUAACCUGGAAUGAAGACCUUCAAAAUCUGCAACAGCUGUAUGAUGGUGAUGAAAGUGCUCAGACAUUAUAUGUGCGCCUUGCAUCUUCUGACCUUCCAAGUUCAAGUGGUGAUAAUAAGAGGUCUGUGAUUAUAAUAUGUACAGCUAUUCUAGCUGGAGUUGGAGCUAUCCUGUGUGCUUUACUCUUACUUGCAUUGAGAUACCGAAGCAGAAGGUUUAUUAGCAUAAGGAAGACAACAGAAGGACCUUUGGUUCGAUACACUUACGCGGAAUUACAGUAUAUGACAAGGAAUUUCUCAGAUAAGUUGGGUGGUGGGGGAUUUGGCACUGUUUUCAAAGGAACAUUACCUAAUUCGAACGCUCUAGCCGUGAAGAGACUCGAAGGAGUUCAACAGGGAGAGAAGCAAUUCCGAACAGAAGUGAGCACACUUGGUUUUAUUCAACACAUCAAUCUAAUUAACCUUCGAGGUUUCUGCUCAGAAGGUACAAAGAGAUUGCUUGUCUAUGACUACAUGCAAAAUGGCUCCUUAGAUUCUCACCUCUUCAAAGAAAACUGUAAGGUUUUAAGUUGGAGAGCAAGAUACGAAAUAAUCAAAGGAAUCGCAAGAGGACUGGCUUACCUCCAUGAGAAUUGCAGGGAAUGUAUUGUGCACUGUGAUAUAAAACCAGAAAACAUACUGCUAGAUGAGAAUAACUGUCCUAAAUUGGCAGAUUUUGGUAUGGCAAAACUAAUAGGAAAGAAUUUUAGCCGUGUCUUGACAACCAUGAGAGGAACUGUAGGCUACCUUGCACCAGAAUGGAUCUCGGGCCUGCCAAUCACACCUAAGGCUGAUGUCUACAGUUUUGGAAUGAUGCUUUUUGAAAUAAUAUCAGGUAGAAGAAACAUAAAUCAUCAAUUUGAGUUCGUAUUUUUUCCAGCAUGGGCAGCAACUAAAAUAUGGGAAGGGGAAUUCCUUGUUCUAUUAGAUGAGAGAUUGAAAUGUGAUGUUCUUAUUGAGGAGCUGGUUACUGCAUCUCGAAUAGCUUCAUGGUGUAUUCAGGACAGUGAGUCUCAUAGGCCAUCUAUGGGGCAAAUUGUUCAGAUCUUGGAGAAUCUUGCUGAGGUGAAUGUUCCUCCAGUUCCAGGAUCACUGCAAGUACUUACAGAAAAUAAAGAUUUAGAAUCAGAUGUUUACUAUUCUGCAGUUUUGUCGUUGUCCUAAAUGAAAUAUAGUUAUCAUGAACAACUGCUAAGUGUCCUUUAGUGUUAAUGUGAUGUUCAUUGAGAGCUUAGAUUUCAUUUUUAUUUUCACAUUUCAGAGUUGGUUUGAUGUACUUCCUAUGUUCCUAUAUGCUGUAUUAUGUGCAUUUAUGUUCCACUUUCUAUUGGC
Phalaenopsis equestris is the source of this 2734-nucleotide messenger RNA. RefSeq names its product G-type lectin S-receptor-like serine/threonine-protein kinase At2g19130. Bases 20 to 2566 code for a protein of 848 amino acids. NCBI's taxonomy places the organism in Eukaryota, Viridiplantae, Streptophyta, Magnoliopsida, Asparagales, Orchidaceae. Gene Ontology annotation, biological process: recognition of pollen; protein phosphorylation. The record is from RefSeq and is a predicted model, not a curated record. Gene Ontology annotation, molecular function: ATP binding; protein serine/threonine kinase activity. The transcript has 2 exons.